Molecule: messenger RNA, 456 nt
Organism: Naegleria lovaniensis
Lineage: Eukaryota; Heterolobosea; Eutetramitea; Acrasida; Naegleriidae
Exons: 2
Coding region: 1-456 (151 amino acids)
Biological process (GO): translation
Cellular component (GO): ribosome; large ribosomal subunit
Molecular function (GO): structural constituent of ribosome
Source: RefSeq, a predicted model, not a curated record
AUGAAUCGCUUUUUGGGAGUUAUUUCGCAGUCUUUGGUGAGGUCCUCUUUCACCAAGAGAAGCGCUGCAACAAGUCUUUUGAAGAGCUAUAGCGAUACUCUCAUGAUGAACGCAAUGGCUUCUAAUCCUUUUGUUGCUUUGAAACAAUCAUCAUCACUGCUGAAUGGAGCUCUCUCAUUCGGACCUUCAAUCUUUAACCAAUCUAAUAUUCGUUUCAGAAGAAUUGUUCGUCAUAACAAGCUCGUAACCGGAGUGAAGAAAUUAAAGACCAAAUCCUCUGCCAAGAAACGUUUUAGAGUUACUGCUUCUGGUAAGAUAAAAAGACAUCAAGCUGGUAAACGUCACCAUGCUUGGUCUAAGAACAGAAAGAGACUUAACAGAUUGGGCAAGACAGUCUUUGUGACGUGCAGGGGAGAUAAGAAGAAACUUAAACGAUUCUUGAAUUUCAAGAUAUAA